Phoenix dactylifera (date palm) is the source of this 1041-nucleotide messenger RNA. Lineage: Eukaryota; Viridiplantae; Streptophyta; Magnoliopsida; Arecales; Arecaceae. The record is from RefSeq and is a predicted model, not a curated record.
AUGUCGAUCGAUGCAACAAUGGAAGUAAUGAUGAAAGGGAUCCGAGAAGGAGCAUGCUAUUUUCUUCCCAAGCCGAUGAGCAUCGAUCUAGUUAGAAACUUGUGGAUUCAUGUAAUCUGGAAAAAAUUCUCUGAUGAGAAGGAAAUUAAAAGGUUGCGUCGCGAGAGUGAAAAAGGAAAGGCUCCCCUAGUUUCUGAUUCUAGAGCUCCUGAUGAUCGAGCUGCAUGCAAGGUUAUUACAAUUGAUGAUCAUGGUUCUUACAAGGCUAAAAUGAAGCAAGUCCUGGAACAAGAAGAUGAUCCAGCAACACCAAAGAAGCCUCGUGUCAUUUGGACCCCCGAGCUGAAUAGAAAAUUCGAAGGAGCCAUUGCAUAUCUAGGAAUAGAACAAGCUAUCCCAAGUAAGAUAGCCGAGCUUAUGAAUGUUGAGGGCAUCGACAGGCACCACGUAGGCAGCCAUUUGCAGAAAUAUCGCAUUCGGUUACGACAGGAAAAAGAAAGACAGGAGGCCUGUGUUUACUGGAAUCAGUUCCAUUGCACAAUAAAUCCUUCAUACCAAGCAGGAUAUAUGCUGGUGCCUCAAGCUGCUACUUAUCCUACAGGGGUCAAUGUGCCAGGGGCUGGAAAUGCCGUCUUUGGCUCGUUUUCUGGGAGUGUUCAACCACAGCAGGUAGGAGGUUGUGCCCAGCAACACUACAAUACCAAUUGCUUCCCAAAUACUGCAUUUGGAGCCACAGGUGCUGGGAUGAAUGCUCAAACUUUUAGCUCCAAUCCAGCUCAAAACAUAAGGGAGGAAAACACUGUUUCAAUGACAGAGUUUGCUGCCUUCAAUAAUAAUUUUCAAGCACCAGGAACUUCCACACCAGGUUAUCAUGCUGCUGAUGGAUUAGCUCCUUCUGGACUGCUAAUGGACUCCAUCCAGCCUCUCCCCACCAAUAUGGGGCAAGAAAAUCCUGGUGUUCAUGAAGCUGCUAGUUCUUCAAUGCCCAUAGAAGAUGGUGACAUUGAAAAAUUUAUCGAGGAGUUACUCAAGGAAGAUUGA